CACCUAUACAGAACCUCCGGGUAUUAUUGUAUAUGAUCAAGUUUAUAUUAAUUAUUUUUUGUCAUAAGACCUACCAUUAUGCAAACAUUUGAAUACAAAGACCUAACACGAUUUUGCUUCACGGAACAAAGAAACAGAAAAAAACCCUACUCCCUUCAAAACAAUAUUACAUUUCAAGAAGAUACGAGUAAACAGUCCAAGAGACAAAAUGGAAUUUAUUAAUUAAAAUCAAUCAAUCAACCAAUUCAUAGGAGCAUAAUGCAGUAUCUGUUUACUAAUUAAUAAAGUAUUGCUUGCUGAAUUUAUAGACAACAUUACUAGGUUGCUAUAGACAUAAGUACAUGCACAUCAAGCAAAAAAUAUCCGAAAGUAAAUAGUGCCGUUUUGUCAAUAGUCAGGCGCGGCCCAACAGCGCCUGUGGUAUUGAACUAAGACAAGUCAUUUUAGCGAAGCAUCUUUCAGUUCUACGAUGUCAUCCUGGCCUUAAAAAUGUUUAGAGUUAUGGCUUGUAUCAAUUUAAUAAGCCAGUGAACAACCAAAAGAGGUGUUACUUGGUGGCAUUGAUCCAGAUUCGUGAUCGACCUUUUCAAAGGUACAGGAGGUCAAGCAUUUCCAAUAACGUCACUGGAAUUAUUUACAGCGGCUGUAGAGGGCCUAAAUGAAAUGUUUUCUGGGUGCCAAACAUCUACGCAUGCGAAGCGCUAGUACUGAUUGUGCGAUAAUACUUGCGCGGCUAUGGGAAUGCUCCUCACUGAUUGGACAGACUUUUUAGGCCUUACUCUCCUCUAAAUUAAAAAAACAAUAUGGAAAAUCUUGGUAAAAAUUAUACAGAUUGUUCGGACGAAUGUCAUUCAGCUCAUACAGUCAUAAUUAUUUUUACUUCAAUAGUAAUGGCGAUUGGUAUCCCAGGUAACAGCAUAGUGAUCCGAGUAUUUCUUGCUAAGCAUGACAAGUCAACCACCCACAUGCUUAUCCUAGCUCUUGCCUUCGUUGAUCUCGUCAGUUGUUUCACAACACUACCUUUCAUGUUAGUGUCAUGUCCUAACUCACAGACCAUUUGCAGGUUACAAUUUCUUUUUACUGUGCCAUGCAUUUUAACGUCACUCCUCAUCACUACUACGAUCGCUAUAGAACGCUACUUCGCCACAUGCCGCCCGUAUGAAUUCAAGAAAAUCAUCACAGCAUCCCGUACAAAGAUGAUUAUUUGUUUGUGCGUUUUGAUUCCAGUGCUGUUUUCAAUCAUCUUUACAUUAAUCAUAACAUUUGUUUUUGAAGAUUGUAUCGCUAUGUCUAAAAUGGACCAUUGGUUCCCAAACGGUCUACUUGUACUGUAUUUUAUAACAUUUACAUUAUGCUCAAUAACUGUUCUGGUACUGUACAUCCGUAUUUUUCGAACGCUUAGACAGCAACACAAAUUCGCGGCAAUUCUGAAAGGGGAAGCAAAGGCUGAUAGUUUUACUCAAAAGAAAUUAAAAAAAGUUACAACUAUCACCAAAGUGCUUCAUGCACUACACCCGACAAGAGGGAUAGACGUACCGGUAGACACGUCUUCGAUUACUCAAACUACGUCGACGCCGCCGGAGGCUGGACCAAGCAAAAUUGAUACAAGCGAAAAGUGCAUACACUUAUUAAAGACGAGUAAUAAGAUUGAAGUCCGUUCGGCGAUUAGACAUGAGUUAGCCAACGGUAAUCCAAUUGACAGGUCUAUGGAAAAGAGAAAUAGUAAAGAGAUCUUAUUGAAAGAAAGUUAUGUUCUUAAUAAAUCUCUUCGAGAAAAUCCUGCAUUAAGUCCACCAACACCAAAAUAUAAUAUUUCAACCCCACCAGAAUGUAUUAUUUUAAAUCCAAUAGAAAAUAGUCUUUCAACCAGAUCAGAAAGUAUACUUCCAGCGUCAUCAGUUAAACCAUCACCAGGAGAAGGCGCUUCGUCGUCAUGGGAACUGACGAGUAUCGGGCGCCAAAGCGUUACACAGGCGGAUUAUCCCCACAAAUCGGUUACAUUACCGGGAAGUGCAGAAACUGAUGAACACGGUCAUUAUGAUAUUGGCCCUUUGGUAACGAAUUCUAACGAACAGCAGACGAACCAGAAACAUUGGAUCGAAAUAGGUGGUCUAAUUGACGAAAAUUUGUCAGCGACUCGAUGCGACGUUGAUGCGACAGACGGAACGCAACACUAUGCUAGUGAAGAAAAAAAUGGAUUAAAUCCAGUUGGUGAAUCUACAAUGAAACAAAGCGACACACAAGUAAAUAGCAUAAUGAUGCUUCGAAGUAUGAUAAAAAAGAAAAUUACCCAAAAAAACAAACGCCAGACAGAAUUAAUUACAUUAGAAACAGCACACUCAUCGUGUACUAUUAGACGAAACGGCGAUACUAGAAAGCAAAGAACAACCUCAAUGCUUCUGAUCGUCAGUAUGAUAUUUAUAGUAACAUGGCUGUCAUUUUGGAUAUGUUCUAUCAUUGAAUAUGUCACGGAUAGUCUUAAUACAGACCCUACAUUCAUGUGUUUUAAAAGAUUGUAUAUAAUAAACACUGCAUGCAAUCCAAUUGUUUACAGUUUUCUGAAUUCGCGUUUUCGUAAGGAUUGUGCCUCAACGCUGAGAUUGUUUCAGUACUUUCAGCGAUUUCGUGUUUAUAUAGGAUCAAAGUUUUUCUGAAGAAUAUUUAUACAAUUCACCCUCCAAUUCAAAACUAUAUUUGGAACCUCUAAUAGUCAGUCAGGGGUCGGUCUCUAAUUAAAGGUUUAGCUUUGUUUAUUAAAUAUUUAUAAUACUGUAAUUUGUU
Anneissia japonica is the source of this 2781-nucleotide messenger RNA. RefSeq lists its product as uncharacterized. Gene Ontology annotation, biological process: neuropeptide signaling pathway. NCBI's taxonomy places the organism in Eukaryota, Metazoa, Echinodermata, Crinoidea, Comatulida, Comatulidae. Gene Ontology annotation, cellular component: membrane. Gene Ontology annotation, molecular function: neuropeptide receptor activity. The coding region runs from base 804 to 2654 and encodes 616 amino acids. The record is from RefSeq and is a predicted model, not a curated record. The transcript is spliced from 2 exons.